Molecule: messenger RNA, 699 nt
Organism: Dujonia railenensis
Lineage: Eukaryota; Fungi; Ascomycota; Pichiomycetes; Serinales; Debaryomycetaceae
Source: the annotation of a GenBank genome assembly
AUGAAUUCAUUGUAUAAUCAUGGAAUUAAACAAACACAACUUCUCACGAAAGAUUUGUCAUCAUUCGAAUCGAAUGUGUCUACUUCUCCCUUAUCUCUUCAAGGUUCUAUAACUACCUCACUUGCCGCAUUUAGAAAGACAGUCAAGGAGUACGGUGAUCUAGUUAAUCAAAACAAAUCCACCGAAGAUGAUGCCAAUGCUAAACACGAACAAAGAUUGGAGAAAUUUCAACAAGAUUUACAAAGUUUCAGCUCCAAGUUCGAAACGUUAAAGAAACAAAGAGAAAACAUUCAGCAUGAAGCAAAUAAGCAAGAAUUAUUAGGUAGAAGGCACCAUGCAGGACUGGAGCCUUCAACUGCAUCAGAUAAUCCAUAUGGAGUAAAUAAUGGGGGACAGCAACAGCAGCAAAUGUCUCAGCAAGAGGGUUUGUUUAAUGAAAGAAUGUCAUUAGCAAGAGGAACUCAACAAUUGGAUCAAAUUUUAGAAAUGGGUCAGCAAACAUUCGAAGAUCUUGUUGAACAAAAUGAUAUCUUAAGAAAAUUGGGUGCGAAGUUUGAAGAACUGUUGAUAACUUUGGGGGUAAGUCAAGGAACAAUUAAGAGAAUUGAAAAAAGAGCCAAGCAGGACAAGUGGUUGUUUUGGGGUGGUGUUAUUUUGAUGUUUGUGAUCUUUUGGUAUAUACUAAGAAUUUUUAGGUAA